This is a messenger RNA of Hyaloscypha bicolor E, 1440 nucleotides long. RefSeq names its product Metallo-dependent phosphatase. The transcript is spliced from 2 exons. The record is from RefSeq and is a predicted model, not a curated record. Lineage: Eukaryota; Fungi; Ascomycota; Leotiomycetes; Helotiales; Hyaloscyphaceae. Gene Ontology annotation, molecular function: hydrolase activity. Bases 189 to 1367 code for a protein of 392 amino acids.
CCUGAGGAGCAGGAGCUCAUGUUUCAAACGAGGGAGCAGAGAUUUUCUCUUCUUCGGCGAUGACACUGUGAUCGAGGGUGGGUUAGGACCAAGGCAGGUGGGCAUCGGUGGUCACUUCCCUUCGAGAGAAUGGCUACAUCUCUUCUUUCCUGAGCUUUUCAUCUUCUCUUCAAAAGCCAUCUGCAGCGAUGGCAGACGCGUUGCCUACCGUGCGCAAGACGCGCUUCGUCUGCGUGUCCGAUACCCAUAAUGCGACCCCCAAUGGCUCUUUCAAGCUCCCCAAGGGCGAUGUCCUCCUCCAUGCCGGGGACUUGACGAAUCAAGGAACCUUCUCUGAAUUGAAGAAGACGAUCAAAUGGAUAGAGGAGGCAGACUUCGAGGCAAAGAUUGUCGUUGCUGGCAAUCAUGAUAUUACACUCGACACCGAUUUCUACAAUCAAUACGGAAUGUACUUUCAUAAUCAAAAUCCCGAAGAUCCCGCUAAGUGUCAGGAACUGCUCGAGCAGGCGCCGUCGAUCCUCUGGCUGAAGCACGAGCAUGCAGUCAUCAACCUCGUCUCGCCGUCUGGUCCGCAGACAACCUUCAAAAUCUUUGGCUCUCCGUUCUCACCCACUCAAGGAAUGUGGGCAUUUGGUUACGGCCCGGACGAGGCAUAUCAAUUAUGGGACCAGAUACCCCUAGAUUCCGACAUUGUCGUCACCCACACACCUCCAAAAUAUCACUGCGACGAGACAAGGGAGCGUCGGGCUGUGGGCUGCGAAGGUCUCAGGAAUGCAUUAUGGCGAGUUAGAAGUCGUCUUGCUGUAUGCGGACACGUCCAUGAAGGCAGAGGCGUUGAAUGUGUGCGCUGGGAUCUUGAUGCUUCGAACAUCAAAUACAAAGAGAGCAAAGUAAUUGCCUGGGAAGAUCCAGGACGGGAGAACAAGAAGCUAUCGAUAGUCGACCUUACGGCCAAAGGUGGAAAUCCUUUGGAUAAUGAUGGCUCUGUUGGGGACUAUUCCCAACCGGACACGGCCACGAUCAAGGUCGUGCGGGAACCGGUCCCUAUCUUAUCACCUCUCAAAGGUGGUGGUCUUGAAGCUCUCUCGACAAGCGCCAAGCCUUCAGCCAAACUCGGAGUGUCACGGAUCACUGCGAACCUACUUGCCGUGCCAACCCAAACUCUACCGCCAGCAACACGCGGCCAAGGAGGAACACCUCCGUCAGAAAGAUGUGAUCUAGCUGCUUUGUCAGGCAGGAUGGGCCGUCAAGAAACGUGUAUCGUCAAUGCUGCUAUCAUGGCCUCUAGUUGGCCUCGGAACGGGGCCAAGAAAUUCAACAAGCCCAUCGUGGUCGACAUUGACUUGCCUGUUUGGAAGAAAGGUUGAUAUGCGUGCUACCCCCUUUGGAAGGAAUCGUUUGCUAUCAAGCGGCCCAGUGCUUUCUCGUCCGAUGUUAGUU